This is a messenger RNA of Loa loa (African eye worm), 1497 nucleotides long. RefSeq lists its product as hypothetical. Gene Ontology annotation, biological process: regulation of DNA-templated transcription. The coding region runs from base 1 to 1359 and encodes 452 amino acids. The transcript is spliced from 10 exons. The record is from RefSeq and is a predicted model, not a curated record. Gene Ontology annotation, cellular component: nucleus. Lineage: Eukaryota; Metazoa; Nematoda; Chromadorea; Rhabditida; Onchocercidae.
AUGUCUAGUGGUAAUAGACGUCAAAAAGAGCUGUCGAAGCAGCAACAGCAACAGGUGAUUGCUCAUGAAGAAGUUGUUCAGGAAGAGGUGGUUACGGAUGAAAUUGUCGAUGAUGCACAGAUUUCCGAAGAAAUUGUGGAAGAAGUUGACGUGGAAGGUGAAGUUGAGGAUGAUGUGGAAUAUCGAUUGCAAGCUGAUGGCUCGUAUAGGGUGGUUUACCCGUCACGUGCAAGUAGUAUGCCAUCGGGAAGUAGACAUUCUCCAUAUGAUGAUCCACAUGAGAGGAUAAGUGUCCGAGAACCAAGCGACAGCCAGUUAUGCGGUUCCGAAAUGGGACAGAUUCAGACGGGACGCGUCGUCCCGGCACAUGUUUUCGCCGUUCGAGGAAAUAGGAUAUAUCGUAUUGAUCGAUCAGGUGGUUCAACCACCACAACACCAGUGCGUACACUUAGUGAGACGAAUCGUGGAGCCGCUGACCAGAUCAAAACCGAGUCAAAUUGGCGAGGACGCGAAGUACCAUCUAAAUCAAGACUGCUACAAACUGGGCCUCUUAGUCCACCUUUGGCAUACCGAGCUGCUCAGGCUAGCAUCCAGCGUAACAGGGUAUUCACUCCAGUGUUGGCAGCUAAAUUAGCUCCAAAGAAACGACCUCUUGGUUCAAAAAAACCAUGUCAUUGCACGCGUUCGAUGUGUUUGAAAUUAUAUUGUGAUUGUUUUGCAAAUGGGGAAUUUUGCAAUGACUGUGAUUGCAAAGAUUGCAAAAAUACAAUUGAAUAUGAAAUUGAAAGGACGCGCGCUAUUAGGUUGUCACUGGAACGCAACCCGAAUGCAUUCAAGCCAAAAAUCGGUGUCGCUACCAAUAGGCAAGUAGAACCAGAACGGUUGCACCAAAAAGGAUGUCAUUGCAAGAAAUCGAAUUGUUUGAAGAAUUACUGCGAAUGUUAUGAAGCAAAAGUCCCUUGCACUGAUCGAUGCAAAUGUGUAUGUUGUCGAAAUACCGAAUCAGAUCGGGCAGCACGUUUGGCAAAUACCAAAUCAGCUACGGCAUUAACUGAUAUUCGUUCUGCUGCUACUAUGGGAAGUGCAGAUUUUCAUAAGACAACAUUGUAUAGCGAUGAGGAUAGCGAUGAUGAAGUCCAAGAACCGAGUGAUCCCAAAACGUUGCCUUGGUUUUAUAUGACGGAUGAAGUGGUAGAAGCAGCGACACUAUGUCUUGUAGCACAAGCAGAAGAAAUUGAAUCCAGUGAGCGAGCAACUCAAGUAGAAAUUGAGAAAGCAAUUUUGAAAGAAUUUGGCCGUUGUUUGGGGCAAGUUAUUGAAAGUGCUUUGAAGAAUUCGAAAAAAACCAUAGGAAGCUAACGAUUUAUAUCGAUUUUUGAUAUACUUCUGCAAUAUUAGAGGAUUUUUUCGUAUAUGUGAAUUUCAUCUUGUCCAUAUUUUGCUUUUUGGACUAUUUAUGGUCGUCUUUUGAAUUCUCAUCAUAGUUUUCCGUUCUGA